UAUUUUCUUGUCAUUCUUCAAUAGUAAAACUAGAAAUGGAAAUUGUAAAAGUUAAGUGCAGGAACACCUUGAUUUUCAAGGCAUGGAAACGAUGUCUAUCACUAGUAGCUGGCAACAAAAAAUGUUGUUCAUCUUCAUCUACCACUUUCAGUUCAUUGACAAACCGCAAAAAGAAUCGUCAAGUAGCUCCGGAAGGUUGUUUCAGAGUCUAUGUUGGACCUCAAAAACAUCGAUUUGUGAUCAAGACCAAGCUUGUUAAUCAUCCUUUGUUCGCGAUGCUGCUAGAGGAUGCUGAAUUGGAAUAUGGGUACAAAAGUGAAGGCCCUCUUGUGCUCCCUUGUGAUGUUGAUUUGUUCUACAAAGUGUUGGCAGAGAUGGACAGCAGCGAGGAUUUUAGUCCUGGUUGCGGCUUUGCUAAAGGUUAUUCCUUAAUUCUGCCAAGUCCAGCUCGUAGAUGCAACAUUGUUAGCAUUAACAAGGAUCAUGAUGCCUAUAGUCUUCUUAGUCCAUCAAAUUCGAUGAUUAAGAUGAAUCAACUAUGACCAUUUAUUAUAAGAUCAUGCUGAUCUAGCUUUCUUUUUUAGCAUUUGUAUCAUAUAUAUUAUCCAACUUAUCUGUGUGGGUAGAGGGAAUUCUAUACGAAAUGAACAAAAAGAAUACAUAUC
Quercus robur (English oak) is the source of this 665-nucleotide messenger RNA. Its product is annotated as auxin-responsive protein SAUR71-like. Lineage: Eukaryota; Viridiplantae; Streptophyta; Magnoliopsida; Fagales; Fagaceae. The record is from RefSeq and is a predicted model, not a curated record. The transcript has a single exon. Gene Ontology annotation, biological process: response to auxin. Bases 36 to 542 code for a protein of 168 amino acids.